GAGGAAUAAUGUUUGGGAGUUUUUUUAAAGACACAUAAUUUGCUUUGAGAAACCUCUACCAUGAUUGCCGUAUUUUUUUAGGAUUACGACUAUUUUUUCUCUUCACGAUUAUUUGUUGACUCACAGGAUUUCCCUACAAGCGCCCCCCCAUAUAAAAAUUCACUAGACUAGACGCAAGUUGCUACGUAUUUGCAUAUCACCAGGAACGUUAUUUCUGAGAUAAUUACAAUUGUUUGGUCGAGUUAGACACUACUAAUUCCCAAAUAAAUGUUACCUGUUCCCCCGUCUUGUGACAAAGGCACACCAAGCUGGUCAUCACUUAAACGCAAAUCGUGGCUUUAUCCAAAUUCUUUAAACUGUGCACGAGAAAAUGUUUAUGAGAGUCAUUUGCUGAAAACUAAGAAAGCAGCUGAACAAGAACCUAUGUUAUUGCCUAAUCGUAUCCCUCAUUCAUGUGUUCCACCAGUUAGGAUACUUACAAUGAAAACACUGGGUACUACUGAAUAUCAAUUUCCUCUUAUCUUGUACAAUAAUAAAAUGUUAAAAGAAAAUUUCAUAUCACCUGUAAGUAAACUUUUACAUUUACCUGAAAAUAAUAAAGUAAGAAAGAAACUAACAUCAAUUCAGAAUAUUCACUUAUUAAAACUCCCAGCAAAUUGUUCAAUAGUACCAUGGGAAAAUAAUGAUCAUAAUCUAAACAAACUAUUAUCUUUAGAUGAAAUUAAAUCGCUUACUAAAUUCAAUCCAAAAACGAUGAAAAAGGUUAAACAACAUUCUAUAAACUUGCAUUUGUUAAAAAGUCAUUUCUUAUUGAAUGAACAGGAAUCAUCAAAUAAGUCAAAUGGAUAUCAUCAAUUAUUAAAAUUGAAUCAAAAUAACUCUAAUAUUAAAUAUCAAUUGAGUAGUAAUGGUAAGCUUUUAAGGUUACCAUAUUUAUGUCAUCCAAUCGAAAGAAAAUUUAAUCAUAAUAAGACUGAUAAUAAAAUUUCCAACAAUAAUGUAACUUCAAAAGAAACCUAUCUUUCAAAUUACAAAGGAACUAAAGACUAUAAACCAACCUCAAAUGAACAAACAUUACAAAUGUUAACAUAUCCAAUUCAUAGUGAACAACAUAACAAUGUAGAUCAACAUACAUUAAGUGAUAUUUCAUGGGCUUUAGAAACAACUAAAGAAAAUAUCAAACCUAAUUCUGUUAAUAAUUUGAAAGAUUAUAAUGUAUCACAGUGUAAAUUUGAUCCUUCUAUUCAAAAUGAUAAAAAAUUCUAUAAUGAUUGUGGAGUUCAAUUUAAUUUUGUUGAUUAUGGGGAACCUAAAACUCAAAUUGGUUUCAAUACAUUUACUAACUGUGAGAAUGCAGCAUGGCCUUCAGAUUGUAUUGAACAACUGUUGUCCAAUGAUGUUGCACAUGUCACUAAACAAUUUUUAAGUAUACAUACAUCUGACCUGAUAGAUUGGAAUAAUGAAGAUAAAUGUAUUGUACCAUGUGUUCCAUUACACAUUAAUACAUCUAAUAUUUAUGAACAAAAUCCUUGCAAUUCACCAGUUAACAAACAACCAAUAGAAAUGAAUAAUACAAUUAGUCCAUCAAAAAUUGUACAUAAUGAAUCGUCUUUAGUAUCAAAAUCACAAAUAAAUAACGUAACGACAACAACAACAAUAACAAACAUAUCAACUGAGAAUAAGCCGGAAUUAUUCAUCACGGAUUUGGUUACUGCCAAGAUGUUACAAAAUUCAAAUAAAGUUAAUCAAGAUAAUAAACAAUCAAUGAAUAAUGAAGUUAAAUCAUUAUUAUCAUGUAAUAAACAAGGAUCAAGUUAUUUUCCUUUAGAUGUAGUAAAAGCAUUAAGUGAAAUUGAUAAUCGUUUAAAUGUGAUUGAUAAAGUUUCAGUUCAAUUAGAACAAGAUCAUAAACGUAAUCAAGAGCUUCUUGAAACAAUUAUUCAGUUGAAUAAAGAACAAAGCCAAGUUAAUCUAUCUUGUCAGUUAGAUGAACCAAACAAAAGUGAAACAACAUCUAAACAACAAAAACUACAGUUACCUGAUGAAUUAAAUUUCAAUGGCGAUCAAGUACAUAAUGAAAAAAUAAUUGACAGCGAAAUUAAUCCUAAUGUUCAAGAUCAAAGACAUGAUUGUACAAUUGUAAAACAACAAAUUAAAUCGCCUAAACCAAUUGAAAGAUCACAUUCAAUCACUGGUCAUUAUACGGACGAACGUGAAAAACUUAGAAAAGAAAGACGAGAGGCUUCAAUGACACGUCGUUGUAAUGAAGCUAAACAGUUUGUCAAUGAAAUUUUGUCAGAUAGUAUUUUACCAAAACAGUCAUCACCAAGGUUGGAUCAAUCAAUCAUUCCAAAACAUUCAAAUACCCCAAUAAAAAGAGGUCGAAGUCUAACACACAGUCGUGGUACAUCAAGAGUUUUAAAUCAACGUAAUUUACUAAACAAUUACAUUACUCCAUCUAGUCCAAAGCCGCCUACUCCUGUUCGCUUUCAUUAUAAUGCAAGAAGUGGAUUUACAGCUAGAGGAGCGCGUAACAUCUCAGGAAAUCGAGGACAACAAACAAAAAUUGUACAAAAGCAAUCCGUAGUAAGUCAUUCGCAUCCUGAUACACCAAAACACCUAACUUAUGAAGAUGACUUACAGACAACAAUUUUAAGCGACUGGUCACUAGAAAGUAAUGUGAAAAGAAUACUCUAUGGAGAUGAAGAAGAUAGAUUUUGCAGUCCAUCUAGGCAACAAAGUGGGAGUAGAAUUUCUAAUUUUGAUCAGGAGUCACAAAUUCCACAAAGUCCACAUUCCAUGCCAGAAACUGAUCUCCUUACUGAAAUAGGUGGAGUUCCAAGCACCAGCUUUAUUGAUUGGGAUGAGAUCGAUGAACUGAUUGGUGAUUUAUGACAAAAUAUCGGACUGAACUUUUUAAAAUUACUAUGUAUCUUUAUAGUUUGUUCUGUAAAAAAAUAAUUUUCAUAACAAACAAUCUUAUCAUUGGUAGAUUUUAAAAACCACAAGUUUAACACAAUUAAAUAUGAAGACAAUAUUUACUUUUGUAAUAACUAAGAAUGUAAGACAUGUUGGAAAUUUUUAAUAGUAUCAAAUGUAAAAGUUUUCAGUUAUC
Molecule: messenger RNA, 3115 nt
Organism: Schistosoma rodhaini
Lineage: Eukaryota; Metazoa; Platyhelminthes; Trematoda; Strigeidida; Schistosomatidae
Source: the annotation of a GenBank genome assembly